UGCUUUUCUUUCAAUAUUGAUAUCAUACAUUCACAAGUCUCUACCUACUUUAUAGAACGUAAUCUUUCCCAGUAUCUCAACUGCUCUAUCUUCCUCCCUGUCUUUACACAUAACACUCGAUCUUUCAACGUAUUCGUCUGUUAUCGCCACAGUUGCAGGAAUGUACAUCACAUACAACGCUAGACAAUGGAGGGAAAGAAUGUACUACAAAAGUGACGACAGCGUGAACAUUACGUAUCCUAAAGUCGGACUUACUGGUCCCCAUGAUUCCCCACCGCAGCGAUUCCAUCAGCUACCGAAAUCAACGUUUAUCCCUACUUGGCUCGUUCGCAUAUCCGAUAUGACGGUGGUUCCGGGGUCGACCGCAAGUGAAGGAUACUGUGCGCUGUCAUAUUCGUGGAAUCAAUCUGGAGACACGAUCAUUGACAAAAACACGGGAAAGGCAAAGCGCGUUGACGAAGGGAAGCACAGAAUCAUCUUUCCGGCCAAGACGGUACGAAAAAAGCCACGCGGACGGAAGCGCAUCGGUCGCAAGGUUAAAUUUGUCAAGUUCGAGGGCAUCCUCCAACAAAUGUGCAAUGACUUUGGAAUUAAAUACCUCUGGUUUGACCAAAUGUGUAUCAACCAAGACGAUCCCCAGGCAAAGCACCAGGAAAUACAUCUGAUGCAUAAUAUAUACAGCAACGCCUAUUGCACUGUAGUAUUGCUUCCAGAAAUUCGUACUCUAGUAUCCCGUAUGCCAGGCACAAGAACUUUUCGUAUAGCAGGUUUUAGCGAACGGUCCCCCGAGCCAGAGUGGUUGCAACGUUUAUGGACCUUUGAAGAGGCACUUCAGUCGCGGAAGAUGUUAUUUGUUGGUCGAGACGUACAUUCUUGGUCGGAUGUACAGCGUACGAAUGUGUGUGGACCGUUGUACCACCUAUGUAUGCAACCACUACACUCUGAUGCAAGUUGGUGGAAUGCUUGUAACACCCUACACCACGCGCAUAACCGUAAGACCACCAAAGAUCAUGACCGAGUAUUCGCACUUGGAAUCAUGUUUCCGGAUAUUCUUAAGGGUAUAACCGUCGAUUAUAAGCUGCCUUUGUCCGACUUAUUGGUCCAAUUUUAUGCCCUUCUGGCGAAGAGCGAUCUAAGCGUCUUGUGCUUCGGAGAAGCAAGGUCCGAAAAGAAUCCGAUGCAGAAGUACAAUUUACCAUCAUGGACUGGUGCUAGCGGAACACAUUUACAGGGCCGUUUCUUCGAUACCGAAAAUAGCGUAGCCGUUGUUGACAUUGACGGACAAUACAUGCACGUAACUUGUACGAGUGUGAUUAGCAAGAUGCUAGCAGACACAGGGGAGGAUCCACGUUCGUGGACGUACGACGAUUUACCACCUAUCCCUGGUCACCUUGCUGAGGAGGAGUUCGUUAUAGGCAACCUUGUAAUAUAUGUUCAGCUACCUGGACACAAAAAGAGGAAAGUAGUAAAUCUUUCUCGUUUGGUUUCUUUCGAGUUUGAACGUCGAUCCUUUGCCAUCACCCCAGAGCUCCAGCUUUUGGCGCUUUUGAUACCGCUUAAAAAGGAAAAUUUGUUCUGGUGGACCGGUAGCCUACUCUUCACGAAGGAAGUGGCAUCAAUUUCAUUCAGUCUCACGGAAGAUGAAAGUGACCAAGGUACUGCUGGAGAUGAGGGAGGAUAUGCGAUACUUUCCGGGAUCCAAUUCCAUUCUUGGCACGAUCGUCGUUUUCCAGUCAUACAAAAGGAAGGACAGCAUUACAAGGCAAUCGGCACAUGUAGAAUAAAAAACUCUGAGUACUUUUUCGCUGAUUAUACUGCAACCCCUGAGACUUUUGUAAUUAAAUAAACGGUAUAGCAUUUCCUUUGUAUAGCCAUGUCUUGGGCUCGCCGUCGUCCCUUGAAUUGAUGGUAGAACCAUCAGUGCUAUACACUUAGUACCACGCAUUAUUAUAUAUUUGGAAAAUCCUGCUCAAUUGGUUUUUCACCAUAUGUCUUUCCACUGCACUUUUAUCAUCAUUGCAAAGUAUUAUAUGAUAAUAGGAGGUAACGGAAUCUCCUGUAAUUCGUAAUAUGGGAUCAUAUGAACGGAUGAAAUAUAAGGUGAUUGCAUCCGCUUUCCAGCUGUCAAAAAAGAUGAGGAGUACUACAAAGCGACCGGUACAUGUGAAAUAAAAUAUUUUAACUACUUUUUUCGAUGACUAUACUGCAUCGCCUUUAACAACUGUAACC
Zychaea mexicana is the source of this 2229-nucleotide messenger RNA. RefSeq lists its product as uncharacterized. The transcript has 2 exons. The record is from RefSeq and is a predicted model, not a curated record. Lineage: Eukaryota; Fungi; Mucoromycota; Mucoromycetes; Mucorales; Lichtheimiaceae. Bases 161 to 1846 code for a protein of 561 amino acids.